GCUUAGACACAUUCAUACUGUCUCGGCUGGCCUUGAAGGCUGCACCACUCUUUGAACUUUCCAUCUAACUCAUCGACAAUGGCAACUAAUGGCAACGCUACAGACGCGUCGCCAACGGAGAAGAAAGAGGAUCAGCCAAAAAAGCCGCUGUACGAGUCGAGCACCCAGUGUAAGAACUGGAGGUACUCUCCGGAGAUGCUCGCGGAUGUCCGCGCGUCCAUGAACGAGGCAGCAGUCGCGGCCAUUCGCAACGCUUUCGAGGCAGACGAGCCUGGUUCUUCGGCGAGCGUCUCAUUUCUCAAUGCACAAGAUGAGCAACUGCUCGUAAAGCUGUACCUCAGCAAAAUCCCCCAACUAUGUGGCCAUUUUCGCUUCCCAGAGGAAGUGGAGGCUACCGCCAUGACAUAUCUUAAGCGUUUCUACCUGAGAAAUACAGUCAUGGACUGGCAUCCCAAGAACGUGAUGCUUACUGCUCUUUUCUUAGCCACUAAAACAACCAAUAACCCUAUCUCGCUGGAAGCAUACGCAGGCCACAUACCAAAAACACAGCCGUCUGAUGUACUAGACCUGGAAUUUCUCGUAGCUCAAAGCCUCGGGUUCGAAUUCACAGUGUGGCACACUCAUCGAGCACUUUGGGGCGUCUGGCUAGAUCUACAAAGCUUAGACAUCGGACCUGAUCUGCGCCCUCCUGAUAUCUAUGAGGCUGCUCUCAACCAUGUCCGCACAUCACGACUGACCGACGCCGAAUUGAUCUACACGCCUUCUCAGAUAGCACUCGGCUGCCUUGCAAUGACAUCUCCUAUCCUCGCGCAGCAAUGGAUGGAGUCGAAAGCUGCUUUGGCCAAGAACACACAUCCGACCAUGUACGAGAUAUUGGCACAGACAAACGAAGAGGUUCGCGUGUUACUUGAGCAGACAGGUCAAUUGCCUGAGGUGGAGACGGUUCGAGAAGUUGAUCGCCGACUGAAGUUGUGCAAGAACCCGGAGAAGGUCGUCGGAAGCAAGGCCUAUCUUGCGAAACAAGCUGAAGAUGAACACAAAGCACAGCAAAGACGUGCCAAGAAAGCGGAGCAAGUCCGACGAGCUGCUGAAAGCAACGACCCGUUUGGCAAUGAUAUAGAUGAGAAGCAAAAGGAGGCGCUAGCCGGAGACUUGGAUGACGAUGACGACUAACCACGCGACUGAAGUGGAUGGAUACAAAGCAUGGUUAGAUAUCAUUCAUGUCUAUCGAGGGUAUAUUAACCAGGCAUGCCAUGUUGUACACGUGAACUGCUAUCAAUACCAUAGCGAACAUUGCAAACAAAAGCAGAGCUGUAUCCGUUACGACCAGUAAGGCAUUGUGCCUGCUUUCGAGGAAAGAGCUCGAGACAGGGGUGAAACGGAGAAAAGUAUCAUCCAUGUUGGCUUCUUUUUGACCACACGGACCACAAAAUGGCGUCCGCAUGGCUUCGAAAGAGCCGAAGUGUUUAAAAGAGGACGUUGACGAAUGAUCGACCCUUAAUCCAUGCAUGGAUAACACGAGUAUUAUUUCAUUACUAAAAACAACAUUCACAGUCAAAAGGACACAGGGGAGUGUCUCCACCCCCAUGGCUGAUUCCGAGCUCGUCUUCCUUGUAGACAUUCC
Messenger RNA from Coniophora puteana RWD-64-598 SS2, 1624 nucleotides. RefSeq names its product cyclin-like protein. Lineage: Eukaryota; Fungi; Basidiomycota; Agaricomycetes; Boletales; Coniophoraceae. Gene Ontology annotation, molecular function: cyclin-dependent protein serine/threonine kinase regulator activity. Bases 79 to 1173 code for a protein of 364 amino acids. Gene Ontology annotation, biological process: regulation of cyclin-dependent protein serine/threonine kinase activity; regulation of transcription by RNA polymerase II. Gene Ontology annotation, cellular component: nucleus; transcription factor TFIIK complex. The transcript is spliced from 6 exons. The record is from RefSeq and is a predicted model, not a curated record.